Molecule: messenger RNA, 1551 nt
Organism: Nerophis ophidion (straightnose pipefish)
Lineage: Eukaryota; Metazoa; Chordata; Actinopteri; Syngnathiformes; Syngnathidae
Product: leukocyte surface antigen CD53-like
Exons: 8
Coding region: 199-894 (231 amino acids)
Cellular component (GO): membrane
Source: RefSeq, a predicted model, not a curated record
GCUAAAUAUAUAUAUAUGUAAAAAAAAUAAAAUAAAAAAAGUCCUUCGCAAAGAAAGAGGAAGUGAAGACUGAAAGCCGCACAAAGUGCAAAGAGGCGGAAAGAACAGGAAGUGGAAAGGAGCAGCACACACUAUUUCAAGAUUUCUUUACGAGUCCUGUCCAUCUUCUCUGCUUGCCGCCAUCUUGGGACCACAAACAUGACUCACGGCUGCCUCAAGUGUUUGAAAUACACCAUGUGUGUCGCCAACCUCCUCUGCUUUGUGUGUGGUGUGGCGGUGCUGGGUCUGGGCGUGUUCAUGAUGGUCAACUUCCAGCUGACCGCACUCAUGCCCUCUCUGGCCAACUUCAACCUGGCCAACACGCUGCUGGUCAGCGGCCUGGUCAUCACCUGCGUCUCCUUCCUGGGCUUCCUGGGCGCCCUCAAGGAGAACCGCUGCCUCCUGCUGACGUUCUUCCUGAUGCUCUUCUUCCUGCUGCUGGUGGAGCUGACGGCGGCGUGCUUGCUCCUCAUGUACGAGCACAAGAUCGCCGACUGGAUCCAUAAGGACCUGAACCAAGGCCUGCAGGACGCCAAGGGCCAAAACCCAGACGAGUCCCGCAGUGAGUGGGACCUGGUCCAGAAGACGUUCGAUUGUUGCGGCGUCCACAACGCGUCGGACUGGGGGGACGACCACGUUCCUGCUUCCUGCUGCAAGGCCGACUGUGAGCCCCCACGCACGCCACAGUACAGAUCCAAGGGCUGCUUGGACGUGAUGAAAUUGUGGUUUGAAGAGAACUUCCUGAUCACUGGCAUCUCUGUCAUCGUCUUCUGCAUCAUCGAGGUGUUGGGGAUGUGCUUCGCCAUGACACUUUUCUGCCACAUCAGCAGAUCCGGACUGGGCUACAAGUUGUAGAGCCUCGUGUUGUUUAUUCUUCGACUCUUUGUGUCUUACCUUUGUUUCUCAUUAACCCGCUUUUUUUUUUAUUGACAUGUUUGUGAAGUUGCACUUUUAAUGAAAAGUUACCCACAUUUAUUUAAAUUGAUCGUUAGAAUUUAUCCACACAUUCCCGCAACAUAGUUGUCCUCCAUUUAUUUUUGUCCUGUCACUUAAAUUCAUACUUGCCAAAAUCCGGGAGGCUCCCGAAAUUCAGCGCCUCUACCGAAAACCUCCCGGAAGAAAUUUUCUCCCGAAAAUCUCCCGAAAUUCAGCCGUAGCUGGAGGCCACUCCCCCUCCAGCUCCUUGCGGACCUGAGUGGGGACAGCCUGUUUUCACGUCCGCUUUCCCACUAUAUAAAAAGCUUUCCUGCCCAAUCACGUUACAACAUCUACAGAUUUGAAUAAAAAAACUGCACACACAAGGAGACGAAGCAGAAGAACGAGAAAUUACAGCCAUGGCAUGCAAUCUGUAAUAAGAGUGAUUCUGUGUUGUCUGUUGCCAUCUCCUGGUGAAUGUUGGCUAUAGCGUUACGGGGUUGCUUUUUGAUUGGCCAACGAUUUACGUGGUGUUGUGCACCUGACGGCAAGUGAGGGAGUCUGUUCUGAAGCCCACAGUAAAGAGACGUAUCUUCA